AUGUCGACACUCACCACAACGACAUUGAAAUCUUCCUAUCCGCCCAUUCUCCCACCUCCAUUCACAGCCAACCAACCACCCACGAUCAGAUUAUAUCCUCUGUCGAACUACACGUUUGGAACCAAAGAGACCCAACCAGAGGAAGACCCAUCGGUGGUGGCCAGGCUAAAGAGACUGGAAGAACAUUAUGAGAAAUAUGGCAUGAGACGGACGUGUGAGGGCAUCCUCGUCUGUCACGAACACAACCACCCGCACGUCCUCAUGCUGCAGAUUGCAAACGCCUUUUUCAAACUGCCUGGGGACUAUCUUCCCCAUGAUGCGGAUGAGAUUGAAGGCUUCAAGCUGCGGCUGAACGAGAGGUUGGCACCCACGAAUCCGAAAGAGGGGGACACGGAAUGGGAAGUGGGAGACUGUCUCGCACAAUGGUGGCGCCCGAACCACGAAACCUUUCUCUACCCAUUUCUCCCCGCCCACGUCUCCCGGCCCAAAGAGCUCAAGAAACUCUACCUAAUCCAUCUCCCGCCCAACAAGGUGCUCAGCGUGCCCAAAAACAUGAAACUGCUGGCCGUCCCCCUGUUCGAGCUGUACGAUAAUACCGCACGCUACGGGCCGCAGUUGAGCGCAAUCCCGCACUACCUGUCGCGCUAUCGGUUCGAGUAUGUCGAUGAGGAAGGGAAUGUCGCGAGCGUCAUGCCCGGCGGAGGCGCCCUACCGGGGCCGGACGGGAAAUUUGAAGUAAAGGUCCUGAGCGACGGGGGGACAGAAGAGGAGAAGAUGGAGAAUGGCCAUUGA
Messenger RNA from Fonsecaea monophora, 792 nucleotides. RefSeq lists its product as hypothetical. The record is from RefSeq and is a predicted model, not a curated record. The coding region runs from base 1 to 792 and encodes 263 amino acids. The transcript has 4 exons. Gene Ontology annotation, cellular component: mRNA cleavage factor complex. NCBI's taxonomy places the organism in Eukaryota, Fungi, Ascomycota, Eurotiomycetes, Chaetothyriales, Herpotrichiellaceae. Gene Ontology annotation, molecular function: mRNA binding.